AUGGCGUGGUGUGAUCGUGGGCUCCAGACGCUCCUGGCCGUCGCGGGCGCCUUCGCUGCCUUUAGCCUCAUGAGCAUCGCCAUCGGAACCGACUACUGGCUCUACUCGCGAGCGUACAUCUGCAACGCCACCAACGCGAGCGCGGAGGACAGCCACGCGCAAAGCAAGAAAGUCAAAGGCGAUCUCACGCACUCUGGACUUUGGAGGAUUUGCUGCAUUGAAGGUAUCAAGAAAGGAAGCUGUUUUCGGAUUAAUCACUUCCCGGAUGAUAAUGACUACGACACAGACAGCUCUGAGUACAUCCUACGUAUUGUGCGAGCCUCCAGCCUCUUCCCUAUCCUCAGCACCAUUUUGCUAAUGUUGGGCGGCUUGUGUGUUGGGAUCGGACGCAUCUACAGCAGAAGAAACAACAUCCUGCUCAGUGCUGGCAUUCUCUUUGUGGCUGCAGGCUUGAGCAACAUCAUCGGUAUCAUCGUUUACAUCUCGAGCAACGCUGGAGAUCCCAGCGACAAGAAAGACGAGGACAAGAAGAAUCAGUACAACUACGGCUGGUCCUUCUAUUUCGGCGCCCUCUCCUUCAUCGUCGCAGAAUCAGUGGGGGUUCUCGCCGUCAACAUAUACAUCGAGAAAAACAAAGAGAAGCGCUGCCGAGCCAGACGUGAUUUCAUUAAAGCCAUUGCCUCCUCUUCACCCUAUUCGCGGAUCCCCAGCUACCAACGCAGACGGAGGCGCUCGCGUUCCAGCUCUAGGUCAUCGGAGCCAUCACCGGGACGGGUGAAAAGGAGGGUAGGAACUGACGGAGAGACGAGUUCGCAUGUGGGAGACAUAAACAUGUUCACCUUCGGCAGGGACCCUUUGAAAGCGGGGAGGUCCUACAGCCCUGACCGUGACUCUGGAUUCUUACAGGUCCACAAUUGCUUCCAGAAAGAUGUGAAAAAUGGCGGCAACAGGAGGACCACACCCGUUUGA
Nerophis lumbriciformis (worm pipefish) is the source of this 969-nucleotide messenger RNA. The record is from RefSeq and is a predicted model, not a curated record. Lineage: Eukaryota; Metazoa; Chordata; Actinopteri; Syngnathiformes; Syngnathidae.